Vicia faba (fava bean) is the source of this 714-nucleotide messenger RNA. The record is from the annotation of a GenBank genome assembly. NCBI's taxonomy places the organism in Eukaryota, Viridiplantae, Streptophyta, Magnoliopsida, Fabales, Fabaceae.
AUGGAUUGCAGAAUCUGUGUUUGGAAUGCUUCUGAUGGCAGCUUAGUGCACUCAUUGACUGGACAUACUGAAUCUACAUAUGUUCUGGAUGUUCAUCCUUUUAAUCCACAGAUAGCAAUGAGUGCUGGAUAUGAUGGAAGAACUAUUCAUGGGCCAAGUUCUUUCUUGGUGAUUAUCGACCUCUCAUUCAAGACACACAUGGAAACUCAGCUCAUUCCAUAUCAACGUAACAUGCAAGAUUCACUUUGUGAUUCAGCAAUGAUACCAUACCCAGAACCUUAUCAGAGUGAAUUUCAAAAGAGACGACUAGGAGCUUUAGGCAUUGAGUGGAAGCCAUCAUCGCUAAAGCUUGUUGUUGGUCCUGAUUUCAGUCUGGAUCCAGAGUAUCAUAUGCUUCCAUUGGCUGAUUUGGACAUGCUUAUAGAUCCACUACCAGAGUUUAUAGAUGCUAUGGACUGGGUGCCAGAAAUUGAAGUGUUUGCUGAUGAUACUGAUUCAGAAUAUAAUUUAACUGAAGAUAGUUCUUCCCGGGGUGAGAAAGGAUAUUCAAGCUCCAGUGCCUCUGGUGAUCCUGGUUGCAGCACCGAUAACAUUGACGAUGGGGACACUCACAUGGACUGCAUUCGUAGAUCGAAAAGAAAAAAACAGAAGACCGGAACUGAGAUUAUGACUUCAUCUGGGAGACGCGUUAAAAGGAGGAAUUUGAUUCCUUAA